This is a messenger RNA of Scleropages formosus (Asian bonytongue), 2833 nucleotides long. Its product is annotated as integral membrane protein GPR137B-like. Lineage: Eukaryota; Metazoa; Chordata; Actinopteri; Osteoglossiformes; Osteoglossidae. Gene Ontology annotation, cellular component: lysosomal membrane. Bases 281 to 1429 code for a protein of 382 amino acids. The record is from RefSeq and is a predicted model, not a curated record. Gene Ontology annotation, biological process: regulation of autophagy; negative regulation of bone resorption; positive regulation of TORC1 signaling. The transcript has 7 exons.
AUCUCUCAGCUUCUGACGUAGGAACCAACCUGAGAAGAGACCGUGGCGCUCCGGGUUGGAGCUCGAGAGUCGUGGGCAGGAAGUGAGCUGUAUUUUCUUUGCUCUCGCUCUCUCUCUUUCUCUCUCUCCCUCUCUCUCUCGCUCUCUCACUCCAUCUCUUGCCCGCCCUCCCUCGCAGUGUUCGUGUCUGAGCUGCAGCACGACGAACCUCCCAGCCACUGUGACAGGAAGCAGGAGCCGAGGCCGUGCCUUCGACGGCCGCUGCGUGGGUCGCCGAGCCAUGGAGGCGCUGGUGAGAGUCGGGGGGCCCGCAGCGCUGCCCACCCUGAGCCCGGCCGUGCCGCCCUACGUCAAGCUCGGCCUCACCGUGGCCUACACCGUCUUCUACUCGCUGCUCUUCGCGUUUGUGUACGCCCAGCUGUGGCUAGUGCUGCGUUACCGGCACAAGCGGCUCAGUUACCAGACGGUGUUCCUCUUUCUGUGCCUGCUGUGGGCCGCCCUGCGUGCCCUCCUCUUCUCCUUCUACUUCAGGAGCCUGGCAGCCGCUAACGCCCUCGGACCCUUCACCUUCUGGCUGCUCUACUGCUUCCCCGUGUGCCUGCAGUUCUUCACACUCAGCCUCAUGAACCUCUAUUUCGCCCAGGUGGUCUUCAAGGCCAAGUCCAAGUAUGCCCCAGAGCUCGUCAAAUACAGGUUGCCGCUGUACCUCGUCUUCCUGCUGGCGAGCCUGCUCUUUCUAGUGGUGAACCUGACCUGCGCGCUGCUUGUCAAGAUGACCGACACGGAGCCCGAGACCAUAGUGCUGGUGCGCGUGGCCAUCAACGACACACUCUUCGUGCUCUGCGCCAUCUCCCUCUCGCUGUGCCUCUACAAGAUUGCCAAGAUGUCCUUGGCCAACAUCUAUCUGGAGUCCAAGGGAACCAGUGUCUGCCAGGUGACAAUAAUAGGUGCCAUCGUCAUCUUCUUGUACACGUCGCGGGCCUGCUACAACCUCGUGGUGCUGGCCCUCUCCAACGUCAAGACCGUCAACUCCUUCGACUACGACUGGUACAACGUGUCCGACCAGGCCGACUUGAGGGCCACUCUGGGGGAUCAGGGAUACGUUGCGUUCGGGGUGAUCCUCUUCGUCUGGGAGCUGCUCCCCACGUCCCUCGUGGUUUUCUUCUUCAGAGUGCGCCGGCCCACGCAGGACAGGAGCGGACCUGGACUCCCUGGUCACGGCUUCUCCUCCAGAGCGUAUUUCUUCGACAACCCCCGGCGAUACGACAGCGAUGAUGACCUGGCGUGGAACAUCUUCCCUCAGAAUGCUCAGGCUAGCCCUUCCCCGGAUGGCUACGACUGGGGCGCUCGAAGCAGCACCUUUGUGGCCUACAUCGGCACAGAUGGACCUAACUCUUCGGCUUCACAGGAGGAACUCAACCCAUACUAGCGCACGCAGCGUGGCGAACGUGCCACGAGAGGGACCCACCUCUCGCACCCCUUACGCCCGUGGGCCAGGGGUUACGUCGGCGGCGCGCGGCUUUGCUCCUGUAACGGCGCUCCCAAGUGACGAGGGAGUCUCCCAGGGGCAGUGACCCUUGCAUCCCGCAGUGCAGCCGCACCAUGCGUUCUCACUGCUCUUUUAUACCCAAAAUCCAUUGCACACAGAAGAAAGCCAACAAUGAAUCUCCAGCACCUUAAUGUUGAACAUGUUGUUUUAAAACCUUCAAGAUACUGAGUUGGCUUCAGAAGACACCAUAGGCAGUUAGAUCACAGCCAGAGGAGGCGGCUCCAUAGGAGGAGUGAUGUACCGUGAGGGGUUCGAGCUGGUCAGGAAGCACACGGUGCAACGUGGUACUAAGCGGGCCGCUCUGUGCCGAACGAACCGGACUACGACGAGGGACGCGUUUGCCCUCGUCGCUCGGUUCGGCAAACCGUGCCCCUCACCGGGACAGAGACUUCCAUAAAACACAUCCGAUGGUGACGUCCUUGAAGCUCGUGUAGGAGAGCGUGGACCACUGCAGUGUGCUGCUAAUCCACGAAAGCAUUAACACCCCCCCCCCCCCUCCAUGAGCACCAGACCAGCGCGGGACAGGGGCUUCGUACAGUCAAGCACAAAACCUGGGCAUGUAAAAUGGGGUUUUCGUAUUGUCUGUGAAGAUUCUCAGUUAUCCAGGUCAUGAUAUAUCUUAAAAGAAAGGCAACUGGACUUGCAUGAGUUUCUUUGAAGGCAUUUCACCACUCAUCCAAGCGGCUUCUUCGGUUCUAAACGAGUGGUGGGGAGUUGAGGUUUUUAACUUGGAACAUCUGCGGGUUGAGCCCACUUGAGACUCGCAUGACUGGGGUCUGUUAACGACCCAACGGUCACCUGCAGUUUGAGGAUGUGUUCAAAUAAACCUGGGUGGUGUCCUGUUGUUCCACAAUUAGCGAUACUCUAACGACCCAUUAAUGGCCAGAAACUCCAGACUCAAGGUGUAAAUGGGUGUGAAACUUUUUGGGGACAGAUGCUAAAAUUGUGUUGUACGUUUUGUCUCAGUCUACCUCUCCUAUUUAGAAAGGGGUUUUUAGAGAUUUUCAUAUUUUUAACACUGUCGCUGAAAAUGCAAUCUAACAAAUAGUAUAUAUUUUUUAAACGUUUGCACAAUUUAUUGUGAUAUUUUAAACCCAUCAGUGUGCAUUGGUUCAUUUGUACCAGUGACGCUGCGGUUCUAUGAAGGAUGAUGCCGUGACGCUGAAACUAAUCCCAGCUACAUGUCUCAAUGUUGUUAUUGUUCAUUUUUAAAGUCAUCAUGUUUUGAGCUUUUGUUAUCUCCUACAUGUCACGGCAUGCGCUGACAGCAGUCCCAGAAUAAAG